Molecule: messenger RNA, 2874 nt
Organism: Penicillium lagena
Lineage: Eukaryota; Fungi; Ascomycota; Eurotiomycetes; Eurotiales; Aspergillaceae
Exons: 4
Coding region: 1-2874 (957 amino acids)
Biological process (GO): DNA-templated transcription; positive regulation of transcription by RNA polymerase II
Cellular component (GO): nucleus
Molecular function (GO): sequence-specific DNA binding; DNA-binding transcription factor activity, RNA polymerase II-specific; zinc ion binding
Source: RefSeq, a predicted model, not a curated record
AUGUCGCCCCCAUCGUCCAUGACCUCUCAGCCAGAACCAUUGCGAAAGCGGCGACGAACCUGCCGAGCUUGCGAUGAGUGUCGUCGCAAGAAGAUCAAGUGCGAUGGGAAACAGCCUUGCACCCAUUGCACCGUUCAUAGCUAUGAAUGUACCUACGAUCAUCCCUCCAGCCGCCGUCAUAACACAACCCCCCAGUAUGUCGAAGCUCUCGAGACACGAUUGCAGAAGGCUGAGAUCCUCCUUCGAGCUGCGCUGCCAGACGUGAACCUUGAUGGCCCGCAGCUGGACCUGCACACAACUGAACAGAAAAUAGCCGCGCACAUGGAGGAAGAUGGUCUCCUGGAUGCUAAGGUCGAUAGCUCGGGCCUCUUGGAUCGGGAUGACCGGGGACACUGGGACUAUCAUGAAAGCACAUCCUGUCCCAUGUUCGUGCGCCGGCUCCGGAAACAGCUCGGUGCUAUGGAAGUGCCUGGGCCGAUGUCCCAAGCAAAGAUCAUGAUAACGAAAAUGUUGGAAAGCCCCAACUCCACAUCUGAGUCUCUUCAAGAUACGGUGCCGCCUCUCACUCAUUAUUUACCGUCAAGAGCGACAGCGCGCCGCUUGUGUAAUAACGCUCUUGACGACGCCUGCUCCCUGAUGCGAUUCGUUCACGAGCCGUCCUUUCUCGCCAACUUCGAUCGCAUCUACGAUACCCCGCAAGAGCAGUUUGGCAACGAGGAGACUGAAUUCUUGCCACUGCUGUAUAUUGUUAUGGCUGUCGGGUGUUUGUUCUCAGACGAUGAGGCCGGUAAUCUGGAUUUUGCAGGUAAUGAGAGUGCGAUCAUGAAAGGAUUUCAAUUCUUCGAGGCCGGCCGACAGCUACUGGCGGUUACCGAUUGCCGCAAUCUGACCUCACUACAGACGAUCUGCUUCAUGGUGGUUUUUCUACAGUCUUCUGCGAAGCUGAGUACUUGUUAUUCUUACGUGGGCAUUGCGCUUCGCUCGGCGUUACGUCUAGGUCUGCAUCGGAGCGUGGAUGCGAAUUUCAACCCAGUCGAGCGGGAGCUGCGCAAACGCAUUUUUUGGGUUAUUCGCAAUAUGGAUAUCUAUGUCAACACCUUUCUAGGUCUUCCACAAAUGUUGAGUGACGAUGACAUCGACCAGGAAUAUCCGUUAGCAGUGGACGAUGAAUUCAUCUCCCCACAGGGCAUCUUCCCAAUGCCAUCCGGCUAUACUUCAUUGAUGGCGGGUUGUAAUGCGCAUACGCGUCUCUCAAAUAUUACCUUGAAAGUCGUCAAAUAUAUCUAUCCGUUGAAGAACGCUCGUCACCACUCUAAAUUCAAUCGGCGGUACCUAGUGAGCCACUCCAAGAUCCGUGAAAUAGAGCGUGAUCUCCAAGCAUGGAUGGAGGAACUUCCUGCCGCCCUACGCCCAGGAACGGAGGUGUCGCCGCAACUGGAACGUGUUCGACAACAACUGCGCAUUAGCUAUGCCCAUGUGCAAAUGGUCAUGUACCGCCCCUUCUUGCAUUAUGCGACAAGAGAAUCUCAGAUACGAGGCGUGGAUAAGCGAUCUUACGCUUGCGCGGCCGCAUGCGUCAGCGUCUCUCGCAAUAUUGUCUACAUUACAGCCAGCAUGCAGAAGAGAGGGCUUCUCAACGGCUCUUUCUGGUUUACGAUUUACUCGACUUACUUUGCUAUUCUUUCGUUGAUCUUUUUCGUGGCGGAAAACCCUGGUUCGCCGGCGACCAAGGAUGGCAUUCUCAAAGAUGCCAUGGAAGGAAGGAAUACUUUGGAUAGGCUGGCCAAGAAGAGUAUGGCUGCAGAUCGGUGUUCCCAAAGUCUAACUGUCUGUGUUCUACUCUCUGGCCAACCUCGGAAUACUGAUCGGAAACUCCAGUGCCUAUUCCAAACUCUACCAGAGAUUUUGAAGAAUCGCCAAAGCGCGAAAACGCGUGUCAAUUUCACGUACCCAGCGCUACCCCAUAGUCCGACAGCGGCUAAGAUACCAUCUCCGCAGAGUCUCUCGCAUCAUUCAAGCAGCUUCCCAUUCCAAAGAGUACCCCAAGCUGGACUGGGGGAAGCCCCCAGUCAUCAAAAACCAAGUCUGGAUGACACACAGAGUAAUCAUUCCCACGAGAGUGACACUCAAUCGGCAUUGAUGGCAGGAAUAUCGGAGCUGCCGAUCGAAACUAUCUCCCUGCUCGACAAUAUUCAGACAACAUGCCCGCAGAACCUUUCGAAGUCCAUAAAAGAAGCAUCAAACCCUGUUUUCUUCCAACAAUUUAACAACCCAACCAAUCUGCCGGAUCUCAUGUUUUCGUUGGAUGAUCCAUUCGCAUAUCCCACCCAGAACAUGGAAGACGGUCACUUCCGGUCCGACCAGUCGGGGACAUCCUCAUCGCAGGAUCUCUUCGAUCACACAGGCAUGGCUUCCACGACCUCAACCAACCCACCAAGUAUGCGCGUCACCGCUCCUAGCUUCGGGGCCUUCCACAACCUUCCUCAAUCCGCUGCGGCUAAAUCCUCCGUGCCAAGCCGUUUGUCGAGCGCAACCCAAUCCAUGAGCGAAUACCCCUCACAAUCCCCAAUGCUACAAACCUCAUUAAGUGGCAAUGAAGCAUUAGGCAGCCCAGAUCUGGUGUCGAUUCCAAGCCAGAACUUCGUGUGGCAAGGAUACUACUUCCAGCCUUCCAUUGGGGGCCUGGAACAAACCGCGCAGCAAGGCUCUUCUGCUGGUGAUCAGGUGCAAGAUUCCAACAUGGGCACUGAUCAGGAUACUUUGGGACCGUACAUGGCUCUAAACAUUCCCUUUGAUGACUUGUUCAACAAUUUUGCCAGUGGAGACGGCGCGUUUAACGAAGAAAGGAUGCAGUGGAUGAAUAGGGGUGCGUGA